Messenger RNA from Cladocopium goreaui, 1677 nucleotides. The record is from the annotation of a GenBank genome assembly. Lineage: Eukaryota; Dinophyceae; Suessiales; Symbiodiniaceae.
GCGUCCCGGGGCGUUAGCGCUGCCGCGCGCCCGCGGCGAGCGGUUUUCGCCAUGAUGAACAUGGGAGGCAUGGGAGGCAUAGGAGGCGACUCCAUGCAGAGCCAAGCAGUGAUGCCCAUGGGAAAUGGCAUGGGUGGUGGCAUGGGCGGCUGCAUGGGUGGCAUGGGUGGCAUGGGUGGCGGUAUGGGUGGUGGCAUGGGAGGUGGUAUGGGCAUGAUGGGCAAGGGUGGCAUGAUGGGCAAAGGCGGCAUGGGGAUGGGAUGCAUGGGCAAAGGCAUGGGCUGCAAAGGCCCCAUGGGCCCCAUGGGGAAGGGCAUGAUGGGCAUGGGCUGCAUGGGCAAGGGCGAUGCCUGGGGUGGCAAGGGCUGGGGUGGAGACAUGAGCAUGAAAGGCAAAGCCAAAGGAAAGGGUAAGAUCUCCGCCCGGAUUGCUUCUGGAGAGCCUUUCUAUGUGGGCCAGCUGAGGAAAUACGAUGCGGAUCGAUCUGCUGGUUCUAUCGCCUGCAAGGAGGUCUACCAGAUGUGCGGCCAAGAGGUCUAUGCCCACAAGUCCGUGCUCGAGCAGAGACAGAUGGGCGUAGGCGACACCAUCGUCUUUUUGCUCCACUGGAAUUCACGGGGCCAGCCGCAGUGCUCCUUGGAGUCUCUCAGACUUCACAGCAAGGUGCAAGGGAGCUAUGCCUUGAAGGGCACCGUGAAAUUGACUGAUGCUGAGAAAGGCUUCGUUUUUGUGGACUGUCCCGAGGCCUUGAGCCCGGCUCGAAAAGACUUGCGCUGCCCACGCUCUUUCGUUGACGGAGCGCGUCCCGAUCUCGGGCCGCUCCUGGUCUUCACCUUCCUCGUAUUCGCCGAGCUCUACGGUGCCUUCACCUUCAACUACGGCGUACCGCGAGAGAAGCCGCUCUCGGGACCGCGCGACUGGUGGGCAGAGCUCUUCGGCCUGGACAUCGCCUACGGCACCAGCUGCUGGUUCGAGCUCUACUUCCGGGACUUUGACACCAGGGACUCCUACAGCAUCCACUCGGACUUUGACUACUACCCAACGACUCUACUUUGUGGAUUGCGACUUGCUUCUUUUCCUGCUGGAAACAAGGAGAUCGGUCUCAACGCCUGGAAGAAACUGAUCUUGGAUUCACCGGCACUGGGUCCUCGACGUCUUUUCACUUUAGAAGAUCUUGGAUUGACCGUGGAGCAAUGGAGAAUCGUCAAACAGCAGAGACAGUUCCUGGAUGGGACGGAGAUCCUAGAGGAUGGAGAAGGUAUCAAAGAGAGGCUCCUUGCGAUGGGAUGGUCUCAACAAGACUUUCAAGGUGUUGAUGCCGUCAACCAGUACCUGAAGAAGCUGAGCAAGUCACCGCUGGUGAGACGCAAGCUGCCCAACACUGAGUUUGUGGAGGCACUUCACUUGCUGAAACAGGAGAAGGAUGGUGCAAUGGAUGAGGUCUUCAUCCCACCCUUGGAUGAGGAAGAAACGCAGAGCCCUACACCUAAGGAGAAGUCCGACUACAAGCCGGUUCCUGCAGAAGAUCCUGAUGAUCCUGCACGACAGCCUGCGGCUGCUGGAGCUCAACCUACAUCGUCUACUUCGCCUACUUCGAGCAUGGACUCCUUCAUCCUGGAGCAACUACGUGGAUGGCGACUUCUAAUGGCUGCUGCUCUUUCACCAUCAAUUUGCUGA